This is a messenger RNA of Cyprinodon variegatus (sheepshead minnow), 414 nucleotides long. RefSeq names its product proteasome subunit beta type-8-like. The record is from RefSeq and is a predicted model, not a curated record. NCBI's taxonomy places the organism in Eukaryota, Metazoa, Chordata, Actinopteri, Cyprinodontiformes, Cyprinodontidae. The annotation marks the transcript as partial. The transcript is spliced from 2 exons. Gene Ontology annotation, cellular component: proteasome core complex.
GAUUCUUUGUCACGUAAGAGGAAACUAUCCAAGGAGCUGUAACCUGCCUUCUGUGUUUCAGGAAAUAUCAAUAGUAUAAAUUCAGAUUUUUCUUCGAUUUUAAUUUUCUGGUAGGAAACAUUAUGGCUCUGGUGGAAGUCAGCGGGUUGAAACCUUUUUCUGAACCCAUCGGGCAGAUUUUCGGCCGCAGACAGACGCACCUGGUUGACCGAACCAAUCACUACAGUUUUGGAACCAAGAUUCAGGAAUUUGCUGUUCCUGUAGGAGAAGAGCCCUCAGGCUUCCUGCAGUCCUGUAACAGUGAGGGAGGGGUGAGUAUUGACCUGAACCAUGGCACCACCACCCUGGCCUUCAAGUUUAGGCAUGGAGUCAUCGUGGCUGUGGACUCCAGGGCCUCAGCUGGACGCUACCUGG